CGCCCCCGAAGCAUUUAAAACAACAUGGCUCCGUCUGUAGUGGGGUCACCGCUCGCCCCUUUCGUAGACUUGGAGUCCCAUUCGCCCACGUCGACUUAUGAAGACGUAAGACGCGGUUUGGAUCUGCUCGGUGACGGCAAAGAGCACGUCACUCUGGACGCGUCGACGGAGAAGCAAUUGCUCCCGUUCGAGAGGAUGUUCCAGUUCGAGCGCAUCAAACGUCCGUUGUCUUUCGGCCACUUGUUGCUGGUGCUAUACGCGCCGUUCGGGUUGAUCUUACUGCUCAUCCGUGGAAUUUGCUGCUUCCUUGCGGCUCUUGUCGUGCCUCGGCUCUUUUCGGAAGAGCAAAUGGAUCGCUUGCAUGUUGCUCGCCUCUUCGUGUGGCUCACGGGCACUCGAGUGCGUCUUGUGGAUGAACAUUUCUAUGCGAAAGGCGAAAACCGAGCAGAGAUCAUCGUUUCCAACCACAUUAGCGAGUUCGAUGCAGUUGCCAUGCUGAGCAUCACGCCAGCCUACAUUUUAGGCUACGAUUUCUACAAGAAUAUGCUGUUCUUCAAGCUGCUAGGAGACAAGCCUGGAGUGGUAUACGUGCCAUACGUAUCAAGACAACAGGGCAACAGUGCCGGUCGGGAUGCUGUUCGACAGAUUAUUAUGGAACGACUUGCUAGAGGCAACAAACCACUUGCUGCUUUUCCGGAGGGUGGGCUUACGAAUGGAAGGAAGGGCUUGCUGCAGUAUCACAAGUUUCUCUUCUCGCUUGAUAAAACCGUGCAACCGCUUGCUAUACGAGCAUCGGACGGACCUUUUGUAAGGAGUUUAGCUCGGAAUUGA
This is a messenger RNA of Phytophthora infestans T30-4, 831 nucleotides long. RefSeq lists its product as uncharacterized. Gene Ontology annotation, cellular component: membrane. The record is from RefSeq and is a predicted model, not a curated record. NCBI's taxonomy places the organism in Eukaryota, Oomycota, Peronosporomycetes, Peronosporales, Peronosporaceae. The transcript is spliced from 2 exons. Gene Ontology annotation, molecular function: acyltransferase activity. The coding region runs from base 25 to 831 and encodes 268 amino acids.